This is a messenger RNA of Mya arenaria, 723 nucleotides long. RefSeq lists its product as uncharacterized. The transcript is spliced from 5 exons. The record is from RefSeq and is a predicted model, not a curated record. Lineage: Eukaryota; Metazoa; Mollusca; Bivalvia; Myida; Myidae. The coding region runs from base 38 to 520 and encodes 160 amino acids.
UCCAGUGGAGGUAUUGUCGGAAAAAAACAAAGAAGCCAUGGAGAAGACGGGCGGCACGCGGAGGGUCGUUGUUGCUAUAGACGACAGCGUUUACUCGAAUCUCACAAUGAACUGGUACGCGAAAAACGUGUGGCGGCCGGGGGACGAGGUGCUGCUGGCUUGGAACGUAGAGCCCCACCCGGCAACUUUCGGCACUGUGAACUUGAUGACUGGCGACCCUGACGUGAUCUCCAAGAUACUUUCAGAGCAGAGCGUCCAUAUUGAGCAGACGAUUGAAAAGUUCCAGCAGAAACUAAUCGACGCUAAGGUGGAAGGACGUGUCAUUCAGCUGCACGAAGCCAAGGCGGGCCCGGCCAUCGUGCACGCGGCCGAAAGCGAGAACGCGGGAAUGAUUGUGUGCGGAAGUCGUGGCCUGAGCACGCUGCGGCGCACGUUCAUGGGCAGCGUGAGCGACUACAUCCUCCACCAUGCACACGUGCCCGUCCUCGUCUGUAAGUUCGAUCCCCUGCAGACGCACUGAUGCUGUGCGGGUUGGCUUAUAGUGACGGAAUACGUCUCGUGUUAUCCGAUCUGUAAAUUACAGACGACAGUGUAGACCUGUCCCUGACAUUGUGCAUGUUUAAUUAUUUUUUAUCAUGCAUAAUUCGUUAAAAUCAUUUUUUGCGAAUGUCAUUGUUUUUACACGUGUAUAGAUGAGAUACAAAUACAGUUGAUUGAUUUAUA